Messenger RNA from Anneissia japonica, 1470 nucleotides. RefSeq names its product RING finger protein nhl-1-like. The transcript has a single exon. The record is from RefSeq and is a predicted model, not a curated record. Gene Ontology annotation, biological process: proteasome-mediated ubiquitin-dependent protein catabolic process; protein polyubiquitination; negative regulation of translation. Lineage: Eukaryota; Metazoa; Echinodermata; Crinoidea; Comatulida; Comatulidae. The coding region runs from base 183 to 923 and encodes 246 amino acids. Gene Ontology annotation, molecular function: protein binding; translation repressor activity; ubiquitin protein ligase activity.
UGAAAUAGGAUGAAGGAAAGCAUGUAGUGAGGUUAAAGUUCAGAAGUACUGGUGUUUGGAAACUUGAUGUCAGUUUUGGUGAUGAACCUAUUAGAGGAUCUCCUUUGAUAAUCACUGUACUCGAAAAGCCAGGUCUGGUGAAAACAAUAGAAACACAAGGAAAUAAGGCAUGUGAUGUAGUGAUGGCUGAAGAUGGUUGUCUGUUAGUGUCAGCUUUGAGCAAUGAAAUUCACAGGUAUAAACAAUCAGGAGAAUAUGCCAGUAAGAUAACACUACCAUCAAAUGUGAAGGUUGAUUCAUUGUACAAAAUGAAAAAGAAUGAUUUGAUAGUAUUUAUUGAUUAUGGAAAUAAAUGCAUAACAUUAUGCAAAUCAGAUGGUGAUGUGGUCAAAUCAAUUGGUAAGGGAGUGUUAAAGAAUCCCUAUGGUAUUGCUGUAGAUGAGAAAUUAAAUGUAGUGUAUGCUGCAGACCGUAAUGAAGACUGUGUGUUCAUGUUUAACAUGGAUAAUGAUCAGAUGAUCAGAAGCAUUGCGUCAAGAGGUUACAGUGAAGGUGAAUUGUGGGCACCAUGGGAUGUUACUAUUACUAAUGAAGGACAUCUCAUUAUAGCAGACUGUUGUAAUAACAGAUUACAAUUAUUUGACAAUGAUGGCAAGUUCAUCAAGGUUCUUGUAGGUGGAGGUGAUCAGGAUGGUAAGGUGCAGUGUCCAUAUGCAGUGUUAAUAGAUAAGGAUAAUAACAUGCUUUUAACAAGUGAGACCAAACUACAGUUAUUCAACAGUGAUGGACAUUUCAUUAAAAGAAUUGAUCAAAAAGAAGAUGGAUUAAAUGGUCCUUUUGGAUUAUCAAUAGUUUCUUAUAAUCCAAGAAGAGUUGCUGUAGCAAAUUGUAGUGGUAGGAACAUUAAAAUAUUUAAUUACUGAAAUCAUAUAUAACAUACUUUUACUCAUCAAACCAUUCUAUUUUAGCUGAUGUACAUAAUGAAUCAAUUCCAUUAAAUAGCAAAAAAAAAAUGCAUUUUUAAACAAAAUUUAGAAUUCCAUAUUAAAUUUAUUGAAAGCAAAUAAAAUGCCCUUGCUGGGUACAUGAUUAAUGAAAAGUAAAUUAUUUGUUAAGUUUGAUUUCAUCAUACAGUAUUAGUUUCUUUCAUUUGACAGAGCUAAAGGACAGAUUUUGACCAUGUUAGCAUAUGAUUCAUGUAUACGUCUAUUUUGAUUUAGUACAUUAAUGUUUAAUUAAUAUAGUGAUCAUUUGAAAAUUCAAUCCAUUGUAUUGGUAUAUUACCAAAUAAAUGUUAAUUCAUUAAAAGAAAUAUUAUUAUUAAAGGUUGUAUUACACUGCAUGUAUACUUUAAUUGAAGGUGGCCUACUUAAUUAUGAUGUUAUUAAGCCCUAUAAAAAUAUUAUGUCUUUUAGUUUUUACCCUAUUUAGUCUGGAAAAUGUUAUGAGGGAGGCUUUUUUUUAUUUAUU